AAAUGGCCGGCUUGGUGGGCGGUCGCGGGAUGCCCCUGCGCUGACCGCCCCAGGCCCGCGCUCGCCGGCGUAGACGCGCCGGGCCGACCCCGCGCCACCAUGUAAACGACACCCGCAGGCGGACGCUGGCUUCUCUGCCCGGGACCCCUCCGCCCCGCCCCGGAGCCCUCGAUGAGGACACACCAUGCUGACCGGGGUGACCGACGGUUUCUUCUGCUGCCUACUGGGCACGCCCCCUAACGCUGUGGGGCCCCUGGAAAGCGUCGAGUCCAGCGAUGGCUACACCUUUGUGGAGGUCAAACCUGGCCGUGUGCUGCGGGUGAAGCACGCUGGACCCGCCCUUGCUCCCACUCCACCUCCACCACCGCCUCUGGAUGCUGCCCAGGGGGACAGGUCCGGCUUGGUCCGCUGCCAGCGCCGGAUCACUGUGUACCGCAGCGGGCGCUUGCUGGUGGAGAACCUGGGCCGGGCGCCGAGAGCUGACCUCCUGCAUGGGCAGAAUGGCUCUGGGGAGCCACCGGCCGCCCUGGAGGUAGAGCUGGCCGAUCCGGCAGGCAGCGAUGGCCGCUCGAACCCAGGCAGCGCGGGUAGUGGCAGCGGCGGGCGGAGGCGGCGAGCCAGACGCCCGAAGAGGACCAUCCACAUUGACUGUGAGAAGCGCAUCACUAGCUGCAAGGGCGCCCAGGCGGACGUGGUACUGUUUUUCAUCCAUGGUGUCGGUGGCUCCCUGGCCAUCUGGAAGGAGCAACUGGACUUCUUUGUGCGGCUAGGCUAUGAGGUGGUGGCACCUGACCUGGCUGGCCACGGGGCCAGCUCUGCGCCUCAGGUAGCUGCAGCCUACACCUUCUAUGCACUGGCUGAGGACAUGCGAGCCAUCUUCAAGCGCUAUGCAAAGAAGCGAAACGUGCUCAUUGGACAUUCCUAUGGGGUGUCCUUCUGCACAUUCCUGGCACAUGAGUACCCUGACCUGGUGCACAAGGUGAUCAUGAUCAAUGGCGGGGGCCCCACCGCCCUGGAGCCCAGCAUCUGCUCCAUCUUCAAUAUGCCCACGUGUGUCCUGCACUGCUUGUCGCCCUGCCUGGCCUGGAGCUUCCUCAAGGCCGGCUUUGCCCGCCAAGGAGCCAAAGAGAAGCAGCUGCUGAAGGAAGGCAACGCGUUCAACGUGUCGUCCUUCGUGCUAAGGGCCAUGAUGAGCGGCCAGUACUGGCCCGAGGGCGACGAAGUCUACCACGCUGAGCUCACGGUGCCUGUCCUGCUUGUCCACGGCAUGCACGACAAGUUUGUGCCAGUGGAGGAAGACCAGCGCAUGGCGGAGAUCCUGCUCCUGGCCUUCCUGAAGCUUAUCGACGAAGGCAGCCACAUGGUGAUGCUGGAGUGCCCAGAGACGGUCAACACGCUGCUCCACGAGUUCCUGCUCUGGGAGCCGGAACCCUCGCCCAAGGCUCUGCCCGAGCCCCAGCCCGCGCCUCCAGAGGAGAAGAAGUAGCCGCCGGGCCGGCGGGGCAUCGCUUGGCGAGCAGAGCCGCAGGAAGAGCCAGAGCCUGCGCCGGUCCGCAGCGCGGACCACCUGGGCGGGCUGUUCGCUCCGGUGGGCGGGGUCAGUCAGGGAGACGCCCCCAGGCCGGCUGGGCGGGGCGUGGCAUCGGAGGGAGCCCGGAGACCCUUCCGCUCUCUGCUUGGGAGCCCAUCCGUGUUUCGGGCCGCGGCCAGGGCCCACGCGGAGGAUGACCUUGUACAGAAGCCCUCUUCCCCUCCCCAACGCCACACCGAGGCAGGUCCCCCACCCCGCUCUGUCUUCCGUGUCAGCCGUGCUUGAUCCUGGGACCCACAAGCCCCGCAGGGACCCUCGUGGGUCCGGUCCCUUUGCCCGAGACCCCACCCCACUCCUCGUUCCUUGGCGCUGGGAGCUGUUGUUGCCCAAGGGGGGAGGGAUUGGGAGAGGGGCUGGCGCCACCAAACCUGCACAUCUCAACUUGUAACUCAAUAAAAAGAAGUGACAAUCGGA
Marmota flaviventris (yellow-bellied marmot) is the source of this 2005-nucleotide messenger RNA. RefSeq names its product abhydrolase domain containing 8 (gene Abhd8). Gene Ontology annotation, molecular function: carboxylic ester hydrolase activity; lysophosphatidic acid acyltransferase activity. Gene Ontology annotation, biological process: lipid homeostasis; phosphatidic acid biosynthetic process. The record is from RefSeq and is a predicted model, not a curated record. Gene Ontology annotation, cellular component: mitochondrion. NCBI's taxonomy places the organism in Eukaryota, Metazoa, Chordata, Mammalia, Rodentia, Sciuridae.